Molecule: messenger RNA, 2860 nt
Organism: Nematolebias whitei (Rio pearlfish)
Lineage: Eukaryota; Metazoa; Chordata; Actinopteri; Cyprinodontiformes; Rivulidae
Gene: tmtc2b
Product: transmembrane O-mannosyltransferase targeting cadherins 2b
Exons: 12
Coding region: 19-2553 (844 amino acids)
Biological process (GO): protein O-linked glycosylation via mannose
Cellular component (GO): endoplasmic reticulum membrane
Molecular function (GO): mannosyltransferase activity; protein binding
Source: RefSeq, a predicted model, not a curated record
UGGUUGCGCGCGCCAGAGAUGUUUGCCGAACUGCUGUGUGGCGCCGUGGCUCUGGUCCUCUAUGCCAACACUCUGGGCGCAGAUUUCUGCUACGAUGACAGCCGUGCAAUCAAGACCAAUCAGGACCUGCUCCCAGAGACCCCCUGGACAAACAUCUUUUAUGAUGACUUCUGGGGCACCUUACUCACACACAGUGGCAGCCAUAAGUCUUACCGACCCCUCUGCACCCUCUCCUUCCGCCUUAACUAUUUGGUGGGUGGGCUGGAGCCUUGGGGUUAUCACCUGGUUAAUGUGGCCCUCCAUGGUGCUGUGACCAUCCUGUUUACCUCUCUGGCCCGCCUGUUACUUGGGGGAGGACUGUGGAGCCUACUAGCUGGCCUAAUAUUUGCUUCUCACCCUAUCCACACUGAGGCAGUGGCAGGCAUUGUUGGACGGGCCGAUGAAGGUGCUGCCCUGUUCUUCCUGCUGUCCUUGCUGUGUUACAUCCAUCACUGUAGGCUGCGGGGGCAUACAGGGUCCUUGCGACUUGCUGCAUGGUUCCUGAGCAGCUUGGGCUGUGCAGCAUGCAGUAUGCUAUGGAAGGAGCUGGGAGUAACCGUUCUGGCUGUAUCAGCAUUGUACGAUGUCUGUGUUUUCCACAGGUUCAAACUGCGGCAGGUCAUUAUACUCAUCUACAAGAGAAAGAACAUCCACCUGCUGCUGAAUGUGUUUUUGUUGGCAGCGUGGGGAGUUGUCUUACUGGCAUGCCGCUUCUCUUGGAUGGGAAACAAACCUCCAAACUUCUCCAACUCUGACAACCCAGCAGCAGACUCCCCCUCGCUCCUCACCAGGACUUUAACCUUUUUCUACCUACCCGUCUUUAACUUUUGGCUCCUCCUCUGUCCAGACAAGCUCAGUUUUGAUUGGUCAAUGGAUGCUUUGCCUCUGCUCAGGACCGUUGCGGACUGGAGGAACAUUCACACAGUCGUUUUUUAUCCUGGAUUGCUAAUGCUUGCUUGGUUCUGCCUGUGGACUCGCUCGACAUCCAAGAGCAAAGACGCCAACGGGAAAACGCUCCAUUAUAUUAAUGGCCGAAAUGGGAACAGUAAUGGCCACAGUUACUGUUGUAACAACCAUGAACACGUGAGCAACUCUCACACAGAUGCUCAUACUAACAGUGCACAAAAUGGUACAAAAACACAUGAUGAAAGCAGGACUCCACUGCCUACCACUGAAAAUGUUGUGGCAUUCUCCCUGGGCCUCUUGAUUAUCCCAUUUUUACCAGCCACAAACUUGUUUUUUUAUGUAGGAUUUGUGAUAGCAGAGAGAGUACUGUACAUCCCUAGCAUGGGCUUUUGCCUGCUGGUUGCAGUGGGGGUGAGGUCUCUGUAUGUUCGACUGCGACGCAGGUCUUUCAGGACAGUUUUGCUGUACUGCAGUGCAGCCCUGGUUUUACUGUUGAGUGUCAAAACUGUUUUGAGGAACCAGGACUGGCAGAAUGAAGAGAUGCUCUACAAGUCAGGGAUUUAUGUCAAUCCUGCUAAAGCUUGGGGCAACCUUGGAAACGUUUUAAAGAGUCAAGGAGAGAUGGAAAAAGCCGAACAGGCAUACAGAAACGCUUUGUACUACCGGACCAACAUGGCAGAUAUGUUGUAUAACCUUGGUUUGCUGCUACAGGAGAGCAACAAAUUCUCAGAGGCACUCCACUACUAUAAGCUGGCCAUUGGGAGCCGGCCAACUCUCGCUUCGGCCUACUUGAAUACAGGCAUCAUCCUCAUGAAUCAGGGCCGUCUGGACGAGGCCAAACGUACAUUUCUGACAUGUGCUGAUAUCCCAGAUGAGAACCUCAAGGACCCUCACGCCCAUAAGAGUUCAGUCACCAGCUGCCUCUACAACCUGGGCAAGCUGCUUCAUGAGCAGGGACACCAGGAGGAGGCCCUCUCCGUGUUUAAAGAAGCAAUACAGAAAAUGCCAAGACAAUUUGCACCACAGAGCCUCUACAACAUGAUGGGAGAAGCCUACAUGAGGCUGAAUAAGCUGACUGAUGCUGAACAUUGGUACACAGAAUCGCUGAGAGCCAAGCCAGACCAUAUUCCUGCACACCUCACUUAUGGCAAACUCUUGGCUAUGACCGGGCAGAAAACAGAAGCCGAGAGGUACUUCCUGAAGGCCAUCCAACUCGAUCCCACAAAAGGCAACUGUUACAUGCAUUAUGGUCAGUUUUUAUUGGAAGAGUCACGGCUGCUGGAAGCAGCAGAAAUGGCAAAGAAAGCUGCACGCCUGGACAGCGGGGAGUUUGAUGUAGUCUUCAGUGCAGCCCACAUGCUCAGACAAGCCAACCUUAAUGAGGCAGCUGAGAAGCAUUACAGACAAGCAGCAAGUCUGAGACCAAAUUACCCUGCAGCCCUGAUGAACCUUGGUGCGAUCCUGCACCUCAACGGGAAACUGCAAGACGCCGAAGCCAAUUACCUCCGGGCGCUUCAGCUGAAACCGGACGACACCAUCACCCAGUCAAAUCUGCGUAAGCUGUGGAACAUCAUGGAGAAACAGAGCCUGAGGACCACGAGCCCCUGAGUUAGUUCACCCAGCCCGCUUACUCGCCAUCUGCAUGCCAGACACGAGGAAAAAACAGCCAACGCGCUCUGCAUUCCUUUUACUCAUCCAAGAGAGAUAGAAGAGGCUAAGGGAGGAUAUUUGCAGAGACACCAUGACUGCGCCGCACAGGCUCUCCUAAUCACUGCUGAGCUCUGCAAACACCUCUGGCCAGCAGCUUUCCACAAUAUUACAGUUAGUCAGGCACUGUGUGGGAUCUGGACACUAAAACUUUCUUCAAAUGUAUUGCUCCUUUUUUUUUUUUACUUUUAGAACACGUGAACCUGAA